AUGACCUACAGCACCAAGCCGAACAAUCUGAAGGCCAGAAACUUCUUCCACUACAACGGGCUGAUCCAUCACAAGACGGUGGGCGUGGAGCCCGCGGUGGACGGGAAGGGGAUUGCGGUGGUGCUGAAGAAACGGGCAGGCCAGCGCAAGCCAGCCACGUCCUAUGAGAAGACAACCAUUAACAAGAACGCCUGGACUACGCUCAGCAGCCUGCGCCACAUCAUCUGCAAGAACAACUACCGCAGGGAUCUGCGCAUGGCCGCUCUGCGCCGCACCAGCACCAUCCUGCGGAGCCAGAAGCCAGUGGUGGUGAAGAAGAAGAGAACCUGGGCUACCAAGAUGGCGUGAAUGGCUAGCAUGUCCCAAUAAAGGGUUCAAACC
This is a messenger RNA of Dermochelys coriacea (leatherback sea turtle), 381 nucleotides long. RefSeq names its product 60S ribosomal protein L28-like. Gene Ontology annotation, biological process: translation. NCBI's taxonomy places the organism in Eukaryota, Metazoa, Chordata, Testudines, Dermochelyidae. The record is from RefSeq and is a predicted model, not a curated record. The transcript has a single exon. Gene Ontology annotation, molecular function: structural constituent of ribosome. Gene Ontology annotation, cellular component: cytosolic large ribosomal subunit; ribosome. The coding region runs from base 1 to 348 and encodes 115 amino acids.